This is a messenger RNA of Linum trigynum, 2478 nucleotides long. Lineage: Eukaryota; Viridiplantae; Streptophyta; Magnoliopsida; Malpighiales; Linaceae. The record is from the annotation of a GenBank genome assembly.
GUUCAACAUUCAAUUUACUAAAAUUCUCCUCACUUCACUACCUAAUCCGAUUUUCCCAAAUUAAAUAAGGUAGAGCUGAAAACCAACAUGGAGACUCAAGCAGGAUGUAGGAGGAAGUGAGGGGAGGGUGAUGACUCGAUAUUUGCACAUGUUUUCCCUUUUGUUUCUUGAUCGUUUAAGCUUGCAUUAUCGCUUCUUUGGCCUAUUUUACGCUAGGUUGUAUUCCUUUGUCACAUUUCAGGUCCUAGCACAUAAAGUGAAGCGUAGGCGCAAGUUUCAAGUCAAUCGGAGAUCAAUUGGCGACUCGGGGGAAGAAAAUCGGGUAUGGCUUGAAGAAGAAUGGAUUUCUACCUCAGUUUGUGACCAUAUAAUCAUGUAAUCUUGUCAUGAGAAGAAAGAGGACGAGACUACGAGCGUCUGGGAUCAAACGACACCUGAUUUGGAGUCCGAGCGAGGGAGAAACGAAGAAUCAAAGAUAGGGGACCCGGAACUACAAAAUACCCGGCCAUGGGCGAAAAUACCCGACCGGGUAUUAUUUGGAGCAGACCGGGAAAAAUUGGUUUCGGGCGUCUUUGAGAAACAGAAGGGGGCCCUGUCAUGACGCUAAAAUCCCCGGUAGGGGAUUCUUGGCCUUGACCGGGGAUUUUCCCCUGUGUUCAGACGUUCCGUUUUGAAGAUACCCGGUCGCCGCCUAAAAUACCCGACCGGGUAUUAUGACCGGGGAUCGCGAAUGCAGGCUGUUAAAAGCCUGUUUUAUGCGUUUUUGCAAAGGGAGAGUUGGGUUUUAGAUCCCAAACACCCAAGGGACGAACCAAAGAGAGAGAGGGCGAUUUGAGGGCAUUCUAAGAGUGGAAUUGGAGGAUUUCUUCGCCUUGAAAGCUCGAGGAACAAGCCCGGACUUGAAGACUAAUCAUCUGAAGAUUCUUACUGCAGUCUCUCUCUUCUCUAUGGAGUAACUUCCCUUCACUUAGGUUUUGAGGAACCCUAGCUAUGUUUGUUUGAUUGGAUGAUUGUAUGAGUACUCCUACUUGAUAAUCUUGAGUUCAUAUUAAAUCUAUGCAUGUUUUCAUGAUUCAAUUAUGCUUUAGUCAAGAUUAUUGAUUUUUCUUUGAUCCUAUGAGAGCGAAUACCUGAUUAGGUCAAUAGAGCACCAUAGAUUGAUAGUAGUGGAUCGAUUGCUUUAGUCGAGGGUUGAUCCACUGCUUUGCAUCGAUUGAGAACCUCUUUCGAUAGAGGGAGUCUAGUUCAGAACGCCUUGAUCGGUUGUUCUAGAGAAGGAUACGUUCCUCUAUGCAAUUGACUCAAGAGGGCCUUGUUCCUUUAGUCGAGACUCAAGGUCUAGUUAAGGAUUCUCCGCAUUGUGAAUGAAAGUGAAACAGGUUAGAGAUCAUCAAUCAUUAAUCUGGCUAGUGGCUAGGGGGAAUCAUAACUAAGUGAGUUCCCAACCUGUAAUUAGAUUAACUUUAACUGUAGUUUGCUAGAGUAGUUUUAGUUCUUUCAUCUUAAUCUGGUUUGUAGAUAAUGAACUGAAGCUGAGUAAUAGUAACUCUAGAGACCCGUGGAUUCGAUAUUUAUUACUUGAGCCACUAUACUGCGGUCCCUUCCAUUGGUUACACUUGGCCAUUGUUAGGAGUUGUGUCGUAGCGUGUCAAGUUUUUAGCGCCGUUGCCGGGGACUUUCUAGAGUAUUAGGAAAGGCAGAAGUUUGUUACUUUAGCAUUUUUCUUUUCUUUUCCACCCUUGCUUUUCACUUGGGUGUUUUGGUUUUUGUUGGUGCAGAUCUGAAUUAUGGAUCCGCAUGGCUUCUCCAACCAUUGGGGGUAUCCACCACCAUCCGAGUGGUAUUACCCCGAGACUCCCUGGAGCAAUCAAGGAGGAGAAAACUAUGGAUUCGGGUUCCAGUACCAACCCCCUUACUACGGAGAACAAUCAGACCCCUGGGCAUAUCAAGAACAACCUCCUUAUCAAGAAGAAUUUCUCCCACAACCAGAAGGGCCAUCGGAGCUGGAGUUACCCAUGGCGGCCUUCACAGGCCAUUCUGCAGAGCCAUGCUACACUCCACACCAGAUCCAAACUAUGAAUUGAGGCUUCUCAUGGAUCAGUUUGCUCGAGACAGCGAGAGAUCAUGCUCCAGGAUGGAUCAUUGUAUCCAGGCCUAUCGUGAAAUAGAGGAGACCCUCCUGAGCCUUAAGAAGAGCGUCGAUGAUCUUGAGCGAGCUUGUGCACAACCUGCUGAAGAUCACCCUUCUGCUACCAUACUAGAAGAGGAGGAGGAAGAAGAAGGCUACAAGGACAUUGUGGAGCACACUGAAGUUGUCACAGAGAGCUCUCGUGACGAUCAUGAUAAGGAAUGUCCUGUCGUAGCCGACCACACCUUCCCACAGCCCACACUGAGCUUUGAAGAGGCGGGCAUGAGUGAGGAGGUUAUAUAAAUGUCAGCAUUUCUAAGCCAGACUGCUAAGAAACACUACUUAAUGGG